GUCCCCAGAGGUCAAUUGUCCGCAAAAAAAUCGUUGCUUAUCACAACUUUUUUCGAACUAAAGUACAACCUACUGCGGCCAAUAUGCUUGUUAUGUCAUGGGAUGAACAAGCAGCUGAACAAGCACAACGGUACGCGGAACAGUGUCAAUAUUUAGUACAUAACGAUAAUAUGGAACGGGAGUUGCCACAUUAUGGUUCUUGCGGGCAAAACCUAUUCGUCGCUUCUAGCAAAACUCCUUGGUUCUAUGCGUUAAAGGUCUGGUUUAUUGAAUAUCAGAAAUUUAAAUACGGAGUACCAGUACGAGACCUUAAAGCGGUGGGUCAUUAUACUCAAAUGGUUUGGGCCACUACGCACAAAGUAGGCUGUGGAUUGGCCUUCUGUGAUGGUGGACCUUGGGGUCACUUCUAUAACUACGUGUGUCAUUAUUGUCCCGGUGGAAACAUAGACACUCUAGUCCAUUACCCUUACAAAGCGGGUAAGCCAUGUUCAGAUUGCCCAGACGACUGUGUACAGGGGAAGCUCUGCAAGAACUCGUGCCCGCGUCGCGACUACUUCUCCAACUGUGACGAACUUCUAAACACUGUUCCUGAUUACUGCAGCCAAGGAUAUUGUAACGCCACCUGCGAAUGCAGUGGUAAAAAAAUAUAUAAGAACCACCCAUAUUGA
Molecule: messenger RNA, 668 nt
Organism: Diatraea saccharalis (sugarcane borer)
Lineage: Eukaryota; Metazoa; Arthropoda; Insecta; Lepidoptera; Crambidae
Source: the annotation of a GenBank genome assembly